This is a messenger RNA of Mycosarcoma maydis (corn smut), 993 nucleotides long. Its product is annotated as putative prohibitin subunit PHB2. Bases 1 to 993 code for a protein of 330 amino acids. Lineage: Eukaryota; Fungi; Basidiomycota; Ustilaginomycetes; Ustilaginales. The record is from RefSeq and is a predicted model, not a curated record. Gene Ontology annotation, biological process: mitochondrion organization. Gene Ontology annotation, cellular component: mitochondrion; membrane. The transcript has a single exon.
AUGAACCGCGGAUCUGGACCCCAGAACAUCUUCCGCACGCUCGAGCGACUGCGACAGCAGGCUCAGCAAGCAUCACAGCAAUUCAACAAUGCAGGCAAGCCUGGUGGAAGCAGCGGUGGCAGUGGAGGUAGCGGAGGCGGAGGACGUGGAGGCCCGCCCAACCUCGCCAACAUUCUCGGUGGUUCUGCCGGUAUCGUGGCACUCGUCGCGCUCGGUUUCGGUGUCAACAUGUCGCUCUUCAACGUGGAUGGUGGUCACCGAGCGAUCAAGUACUCGCGCUUGUCAGGUAUCAAGGACACCAUCUUCAACGAAGGUACUCAUUUCAUGAUCCCCUGGUUUGAAAAGCCCAUCGACUACGACGUUCGAGCUAAGCCCCGCAGCAUCGCUUCGCUUACAGGUACCAAGGAUCUUCAGAUGGUCUCGCUCACCUGCCGUGUCCUGUCUCGUCCACGCAUCGAUGCGCUUCCCACCAUCUUCCGCGAGCUCGGCGUGGAUUACGACGAGCGUGUCUUGCCGUCGAUCGUCAAUGAGGUGCUCAAGUCGGUCGUUGCGCAGUUCAACGCUUCGCAGCUCAUCACCCAGAGAGAGAUGGUGUCGAGGUUGGUUCGUGACAACUUGACUGCACGCGCACAGCGCUUCAACCUUGUGCUCGAUGACGUUUCCAUCACCCACGUCUCCUUCUCGCCCGAAUUCACCCACGCCGUCGAGGCCAAGCAGAUUGCACAGCAAGCUGCGCUCCGCGCCGCUUUCUUGGUCGAUCAGGCUAUCCAGGAGAAGGCUUCCAUCAUCGUCAAGGCACAGGGUGAGGCCAAGUCCGCCGAACUCAUCGGUGAAGCCGUCAAGAAGAACAAGGGUUUCCUCAAGCUCCGUAAGCUUGAAGCGGCUCGUGACAUUGCUACCAUCCUUUCGCAAGCCGGUUCGAACAACAAGGUAUUGCUCGACGCCGAUACACUGCUGCUCAACGUUGCCAACGAGGAUCCUCUCCACUCUUAG